Molecule: messenger RNA, 345 nt
Organism: Necator americanus (New World hookworm)
Lineage: Eukaryota; Metazoa; Nematoda; Chromadorea; Rhabditida; Ancylostomatidae
Exons: 2
Coding region: 1-345 (114 amino acids)
Source: RefSeq, a predicted model, not a curated record
AUGACGAUCUGUACGUAUGACGCCCGGACGCUUGCAUCGGAUGCGGCUACUGAAGAUCUGAUGAUGCAACCCAAGAAGACUAAGUACCUUGUUCCUCGAACAUGCGACACUAGAGGUGUUGGUGGAGUUGGCGUCCUCGUCACGAGUAUGGCAAAGAACAUCGACUGUUUCGAGGAACUUACGACCCGAAUAGGACGUCUGCGGAUGAGAAGAUUUGGUACAUUGUCAGCUUUGACUAUCUUCGUCGCUUACGCUAAAACAUCAAGCUACGAAGGAGAAGAUAAGCUUCCUAUAUCGACCUGGAGAAGUUCUGCCGAGAAGAUCAUACCUUCUACAAGGUCAUAA